Messenger RNA from Sorghum bicolor (sorghum), 5171 nucleotides. RefSeq names its product pentatricopeptide repeat-containing protein At5g11310, mitochondrial. The record is from RefSeq and is a predicted model, not a curated record. The coding region runs from base 447 to 2069 and encodes 540 amino acids. Gene Ontology annotation, molecular function: protein binding. The transcript has 2 exons. NCBI's taxonomy places the organism in Eukaryota, Viridiplantae, Streptophyta, Magnoliopsida, Poales, Poaceae.
AUCCAGUCAAAGGGCUCUUUACAAGGAUUUUCUAAGCAUAUACUCUUAAAAAAAGAUUAUCUAAGCAUAUCUUGGUACACCGUACGCGUCGUGGUUGUUCUUGAGCCUUACUUCUUCGGGAAUGUAACGUUUGGCUGAUAAGUCAUGGCAGAAAGUACCGUUGGUUGAUUUGUUGUGAGAGCUGUCAUAAGGUCAAAGGAACAUGCUACUCUUGACUGGGCCUAAUUUUCCUUCACGUCCAAAUUAUCCACGGUACAACGGCCCAAUCUUCAGACUACAGGCCCAUCAGCUUCAGCUCACACCCCUCCCUUCCAAAAGCUCCAGCUGGGCCUAGUGCCGCCGGGCUGCCGGAGGUUGGGAGACCUCGGAACUUCCGAGCAGGGGGAGGGGGUCUGGCCGGUGGCGACGUCACCUCAAGACACACUGCAUCUUCUACUGGAAGGGGGAUGAUGGUUGAGAUGCUUCCUCCAACUCCAACCGCGGCUGCCGAAGUGCUCUCCAUCCUCCGCGGAGCUGACGCCGCCCGCCUCCUCCCCGCAUCCGGCAUCACCCCGACGCCCGAGCUGCUCCAGCACCUCCGCCCGGCGCUCCCGACCCUCCCGGACUCCGCGAUCCCGGCACUCGCCCGCUGGGCCGGCGCCGCCACCGCCGUCUCCCUCCUCGCCUCCCGCCGCCUCUUCGCCGCCGCCUGGCGCUUCCUCCUGCUCCCGCCCGCCGCAUCCUCCCCGCCGCCGCCGCCGCUCGCCGCGUUCGCGCCGCUCCUCCGCCGCUACGCCCGCCUCGGCCGCACCGACUCCGCGGCCCGCGCGUUCCGUUUCCUCCAACGCCACCCGGGCUGCUACGCCGUCGAAAGCGACGACGGUGCGCCAGCUGCCGAGGCGGCGGUCUCCCCGUUGAUCCUGACCGUCGAUGCGCUCUGCAAGGAGGGCCACCCUCGCGCCGCCGCGCGGCUCGUCGCGCAGGUCCGGCGCGAGGACGGCGGGUGGGCGCCCGACGUGCGGGUCUACAACAUCCUGCUCAACGGGUGGUCCCGCGCGCGCCGUCUCGACAAGGUGGAGAAGCUCUGGGCGGCGAUGCGCGAUGAGGGCGUGCGGCCGACGGUGGUCACCUACGGGACCUUCAUCGACGCGUACUGCGUCAUGCGCAGGCCUGACCAGGCGAUGACGCUCCUUGAUCAGAUGCGGGAGGAGGGGAUCCAGGCCAAUCUGCUGACCUGCAACCCCAUCGUGUAUGCCCUUGCACAGGCAGGCCGUUUCGGGGACGCACACAAGGUGCUCGAGAAAUUUCCCCUCUACGGCGUGUCACCGAAUAUCUCGACAUUCAACUCCCUUGUCUUCGGCUACUGCAAGCACGGAGACCUUGCUGGAGCUAGUGGAGUACUCAAGGCCAUGCUGGGUCGGGGCAUUUCGCCAACCGCAAGGACGUACAACUACUUUUUCAUGGUCUUUUCCAGGAAUCGUAGCAUUGAGCUGGGAAUGAAUCUCUACGUGAAGAUGGUCAGCAAUGGCUAUGCGCCAGACCAGUUCACUUACCACCUUCUGAUCAAGAUGUUGUGUGAGGCGAACCGGCUUGAAUUAACGCUGCAAAUGCUUCAGGAGAUGAGAAAUAAUGGUUUUGAGCCAGAUCAAGCAACCAGCACCAUGCUGAUACAUUUGCUUUGUCGACGCCAUCACUUUGAGGAGGCUUUUGCAGAGUUUGAGCAGAUGUUUGAGAGAGGGAUUGUGCCCCAGUAUAUCACUUACCGGAUGCUUAUGAAAGAGCUAAAGCGGCUUGGUUUAGUCAAAUUAGUACAGAAGUUGGCAGAUCUAAUGCGUUCAGUUCCACAUUCCACAAAGUUACCUGGCAGUUACAGGGAUAAGGAAGGAGAUGAUGCUAUAGAGAAGAAGAAAUCAAUAUUACUGAAAGCCCAGGCCGUUUCAGAUGUUUUGAAGGAUUGUAAAGAUCCCAAGAAACUGGAGAAGCUCAAAGAUCCUGAAGAAACGGAUGUCCAAGUUGCAGACAGGAUUGUAGCCAACAUUAGGAGAAGAGUAUAUGGAGAUGUCUUAAGGAUAGUGCCAUCCGUUUCUUGAACAUCGAUUUGCAUUGUGUAUAUAUAUCAAUAUUAAUUGCAUGACUAUGGUUUUAGCAGUCGAAUUAUUCAUCUCAAAAUAUGACCACCUAUGCUAUUCUUCUUACAUGAUAUAGCAGUGAGUUUCAGAUGUUCUGCUUUGCUUUCUCUGUCGCUGGAAUCAUCAAUGAUUCGGCGUCGCCCUCCCCUUCCUCAUCCUGGCGGAGUUGGCAGUUACCAUGGUUUGUUCUUAAGUUGGUUGAUGACUCUCCUGUUGCAGAGGAGAAGGGGCUGGAUCAACCAAAUGUGAGCUUUGCAAGAACUCUUGCGUCACUGCAACACAGUGUGGAAACAAUUUCUAGCACACUAAUAAUGCAUGCUUAAUUGCUUAUGGAUGGGCCCAGAGAGCAGCUUAUGCUUCUGUCCAAUUUGAUCCUAUUGUAAUAGUAGUGUUGAUUCUGAUGAUUGUUCAGACUGACAGAGCGUCGGCACUAGAUGAGGCAGUUGAGUACUUGAAGUCCCUCCAAAUGCAAUUUCAUGUCUGAAAUGGCACUUCCCAGUUUAUCUGCAUAUAUGCAACAUUGUAUCCUUGUUGAUUGAUUUUGUAGCCUCAGCUUGGAAACUGAUCUGUUACCUGUGCUUAGCUCACCAGCUCGUGCCUGCAAUGACCAUGGUGUUCGAUUCAGCAUGUAUUGCCAACUGUGGCGCAGUUCCGAUCAGAUGCAAAGAGUACCACCCUUCAUGAACAACCUGUUGCUAAAUCAGAUGCCUUGGAUCUCAUCUCCAGCUACCAAUGCAAUCAAUGUAACAAAUCAAGUUCAAAGCAAUCACAUAGCCUAGCUGAGGAAUCGCUUUCUUCAUCCUAAUGAUGCAUUGACGAUACCACCUCAGGUUAUUGUCAGAAUCCACGGCCUUCUUUGUAUUCAGAACUUCACCAAGCUUAGCUCAUGUCAUUUGGCUAUGGACUGCAUUUGACACAAUCACACAAGUGAACAAGAUUUAGAAGUUGCUGCACUGUAGCUCCAUCUUUGGGGCUGGGCCACCAUUUUUCUCUGAUGGAAUUGGAGCAUAAUAACACCAGUCUAGUAAGAUCUUUUAUAGGUUGUGCAAAGUUUUUGCAACACAAAUGGAUUUGCAUACGAUCUUCAACAUAAUACACUAUCACAGGUGCUUGCUUAAUUGCAUAGAAUAAAAUUAGUAUUCACUAUAUUACUUAAAAAUAUUCUGAAUUGGUUGCAAAUAUCUUUCUUUUCCUGCAAAGUACUUGAGCCUCUCUGUUCGUUCUCUUUCUUAACCAGCAGUUUUCAUGUCAUGCUAAUAUUUUCUCUCUCUUUAAGAUCAAAUCGACCAACAAUAAGCAUGAGCCAUUCGGUGUUGGAAAAUGAGGAACUAUCUAAGUGUGCAUGACCUCCACAUUACAUACUCUAGAUGUAUCUUUCAGUUGCCAAAUAAUUUUGACAUUGGUUAGUGCAUGUGUUGGCCAAUCUUUGUCUUCAGAGAAAUUAGGCUGCACAUUGAUUUAGAUAUACCGGUGAAUUUCAAUAGCUCCUAUCCUUUUGAGAUCUAGCUAUGGUUCAUGUUUUGUUUUUUUCCUUCGCAGACAAGCAUGCCACUAGGUUCCUCUCUGUAGUAUCAUUUUUCUAUGUGAAGACUUGUGUGUUCUGCAGAAAGAAUUUCACUACAAUACAAUCUGUCUAUGUCUCAAUGGCUGAUCAUAUUGUUUUAUAUCUAUAGUUCUUUUAUUCAUCGUAAUUACUUCUGCAUCAAGGUUUUACCAUAUUAAGCAAACAAUGGUUCAUCGCAUCACCUUCCAUUUUUUGGGUAAGCUAUUAGGUUCAGCUAACAAUAUUUGUUUUUAUCAAUCUAUCCAAUAUUCUCAAUGUCAAUGAUGUAUUUGGCAUUGUUUGGACCUGUUUUCACUAAUAACUAAUAAGGUUAUGUUUUUUUCCCAAUCACUUGUAUAUUUUGUACUCAAUAAAGCUUUAAGUCUUUAUGUCUUACCAUUCGCUAACUGUAUUUGUCACUGAAAUUCCUAUGUCCUGGCAGAUUUCCAACAUGGGAUGCAAAACCCACAUUUACUGGUACCAAGGUUGCAAUGACCAAACUUGCAGUUAGAAGCAGUGGUUGAGCGGCCCAUAUGACCAGGAAUGCUUAGCAGUUAGCACCGUGGCGAGCCAAGCUAGGCUUCUUAAUUUAUUAUGCAAACCCCAAAUGCAAAACUGUUGGAGAUGCUUAGAUUUUGAACUCUGCCCAUGUAUUUGUAAUCGGAUCCUGCAGUCGUUCUAACUUUCUUUUUAAUGUUUUUCUUCUCCUUUUCAACAUUUUCCAUCCUCUGCGCAUAACAAGUGGAAUACAACAUUUCUGUGUGUAAACAAGCAGAGUAUAUCAGUACAACAUCAGUUUUGGAAAUAUGUAAGAUAGCUUGCUUUACAUUGUUAAUUUGAGAUUUAAACACGGUCUUGGAACCAAUAAAGCUCAGCCAUAAAAAAUUAUGGAGGCAUGUAACAACUCUAUGCUAACGAGUCAAGUAGGGCCUGACCUAGGCGACCGUUGUGAAAUAACUGAAUGUGCAGUGUCCCGGCAGUUAGAGAAGAAAUCAAAUCAGUUGUAUUACUAAAAGCCCAGGCCGUUUCAGACGUUUCUGAAGGAGUGUACAGAUAAAAGAAACUGCACAAGCUCAAAAAUCCUGAAGAAACUGAUGCCAUACUGUCGAAGUCACAGACACGAUUGCAGCCGACAGUAAGAGAAGAGUAUGUGGAGACGCCUCAAGGAUAGUGCCAUCAAGGGAGCUCCUAAUUCUUCGUACACAUGCCAAUUUUUGUGCUUCAAUAGCAUCUAGCGAUAAUUUUGUUAGGUCAAACCAAGUUGGAUAUUCCUUCGCCAAUUGGAAGUCACUUCAAGAUGAAACCGCAAGCAGAGAAUUUAGAGUCAAAGACUACAGAAGGUUGCCGUGGCAAGAAGAUACCAGGAGAGGCAAUUCAUGGGCAAAGUACACGAGAAGCAAUAAUAAAGAGAGACACCGGAGUUAGACUAUGAUCUGCGUCGCUAUUUCCAAAUUCAUACUCUCUUUGUAAUAAUCGCAACCCGUCUUGAAAUAUGUUAUGUUUACAGACAGGAAAAAAAA